This is a messenger RNA of Danio rerio (zebrafish), 6497 nucleotides long. NCBI's taxonomy places the organism in Eukaryota, Metazoa, Chordata, Actinopteri, Cypriniformes, Danionidae. The record is from RefSeq and is a predicted model, not a curated record.
AUUUACGCACUGUCAAAACUACAGCAGAAUCGCAUCAUCAACUCUGAGCGGCUGAGAUUAAACCGAGCAGAGCGCAGAGUGGGCGGAGCCGAACACUCGAAACCACGCCCACCGCCAGACAGAACGCUUACACAGAAGCUGUCCAUCACCCGCAGGCAUUUGACUUACCUGAGAGUUGAAGCAGCGCACGUCUCUCCUCAAGAGACAUCAGCGAAAGCUAAAGUGAACGGUCGCAUAGGACAUGAGAAAUCAGGCAGUUCAAUGCAGCACGACCCAUAAAGAGGGAUUAUAGCAGCUCGUCAUCGCUCUAUCAACAACAGCCAAUCACUCAGCACAGGACUCCAUUUGAUGUUUGUUAUGGAUAUUAAAAUCUGAGGAGUUUGGAAGUCAUUAGGUGAUGAUGAGGAUUUCCGCCGCUGUGCUGAUUUUGACCUUAAUUGCAGAUUUAAUAUCGCAAGCAGCAGGUGUCAGUCCUCCAGGCAAACCCAGACUGACCAGCUGUCGCUCCCCAGAGAAGGAGACCUUCACCUGCUGGUGGGAGCCUGGAGAUGAUGGAGGUCUGCCCACUACAUAUGCCCUCUACUACCGCCUGGAGAACACCGAGACGGUCAAAGAGUGUCCCGAUUACAAAACCGCAGGCGAGAACUCCUGUUUCUUCGACAAAAAUGCCACAUCGCUGUGGGUGAACUACAACAUCACAGUAGUGGCCACCAAUGCUUUGGGCAGGAACAUUUCAGAACCCGUGGAGGUGGAUGUCGUCUAUAUUGUUCAACCGAAUACUCCGGAAAACGUCAAAGCGGUUGUGAUUCACGAGGACCGGGAUCCAUUCGUCAAAGUUUCCUGGGACAAACCACGGACCGCAGACACCCGAUCUGGAUGGAUCACACUGCAUUACCAGCUACGGGUUAAACAAGAAGAGGAUAAAGAAUGGGUGGAAUAUGAUGCUGAAAGGCAAAAGAACUAUAACGUGUUCAGCCUUCACUCUGAUAGAGAAUACAUGGUGCAGGUGCGGUGUAAACCAGAUCAUGGCUUCUGGAGUGAAUGGACACAAACCACCUACGUCAAAAUGCCCAACUAUAUUCCCAGAGAGCGUUCGUUGUGGAUCAUGAUCACGAUUUUCUCUGUCUUCAUCGUCUUUAUCCUCACCUGGAUGCUCAAAGUGAAACACAACAGUGUGAAGCUUUGUUUGCUGCCUCCUGUUCCUGGGCCGAAAAUCAAAGGAUUUGACAAACAGCUUCUCAAGAGCGGGAAAUCAGAGGAAGUUUUCAAUUCUCUGGUAAUCCCAGGUUUCCCUCCAACCACUGAUUACGACGAUCUACUAGUGGAGUACCUCGAGGUGUACGACAACGAGGAGCAAGAGCUGGUCCUGGAUGGUAAAGAUCUAUCAGAGGACAGCAUGAAAUCCAAAAGCCCAUCUGACAGCGACUCGGGCAGGGGCAGCUGCGACAGUCGUACCCUGCUUUUAGACAAGUGCAUGGAAGGAAGUGGAAAUGACCAACACAACUACAGCCAGCACGGAGAAACAAGCUGGGCUUCUUCCAGCGAAUGUAGCGAAAGCCAAGGUUCACCUGGUUCUCCAGAGUCCACCGAUGGACGCAUGAAAACCUGGCCUGUUGUGUUUUCCUCACCCCAACCGCAUCACCACUACCAAGUCGGAGCGACAAAACCGGCCUACCACAGCGUCCCGGAGAUCCUAAAACAUUCACCAUCACACGCAAUCCCAAGCAACUACCACCAGCUUUACCUUCAGGACAUCCCGCCGCAGGAAGGGCGCUUUACUAAACCUCCCUGCCGGCAUUCCCAAAGCUACAACCAGUUCAACAUGGACAACGUUGACAUUUCCGAAGCCGGUGUUCCUCCAUCUCGCUCCUUGGAGUAUGUAGAGGUGCAGAGGGUCAACCCGGAAAACAUACUACUGCUUAGGCCACUUUCAGACCCAAACCGUGAACCUGAAGGGUCAGAUCGCAUCGAUGAGGACUACAGCAAGGUCAAAGAAGUGACGUCAAACAAUACUCUCCUUCUCCAAAGAGAAACGUCUCAUCAGGUUGUCAAUGAUUACAGCCAGGACUUUGAAAGCUAUGCUGAUCAAUGCACAGCCCAGCAAACUCCUCACCCAUGCAAACCUGUCAUGACACAGUUGCACAGUCAAGACAUGAGGGUGAUGGGAAACGGUUACGUGGACACAACAGUCCUGAUGCCAUUAUACAAGCAAUUCUAACGCAGGAAGGCUGACAGACAGUCAAAACAAACAAAAAAAGCAGACAAAACAUAUUAAAAACAACUGUUGACAGCUCAUGCCAAGCGCUUUUAUCCCUCUCAGAUCUUGUUAUGUUUGAUAAAUAAGCAGGAUUUGUAUUUAUACAAGUGAUAUUUACUUUGAAGUAGAUUGUAUCGGACACAAGCUGGAGGGUUGCUGUGAACUUUUACAUGAAGAAGUCACGGAUUAUGUACUUUUAUGAGGUGAUGCUUGUAAACCACCAAAAGGGGUUCGCUUUACACUUAUAAAUAAUUGAAGUCUUUAAAGUUAACAUGAAAUCGAAGCAGGUCUUAUUAUCUUAAAUGCUCGGAUCACCCAAAAGAUUUUACUUUUAUUAUUAAUUACUCACCCGCAUGUUGUUCUGGACCUUUGAGACAUGUCUUCAGAACACAAAUUUAAGAUAUUUUAGGUGAAAUCUGAGAGCUCCCUCAUCCUCCAUAGACAACAAAGUUCCAGACUUGUUCAAAGUAAUAAAACAUACUGUGGAAUAUUUAGUCAAUUCCAUGCGUGUUCAGUAAAAAAGCUCAGGAGAGGUUUUUCUUCAAUGUUACACAUAUUACUAAUUUAUUAGAUACAAAUAAAAAAUUCGAUUCACAAAAUUUGGUUAUCCUCAAUGCAAUGCAAGCGUGCUUUUAUGCAUAGCUGAUAUUAACAGGAUUGACAUCACUUGUCAAUCAAUCUCCAGUCCUUCUUUGGCCGCACCCAUACAUACGUCCUCUUUUUGUACUAAUUCUCUGCACAGCACCAAAAAGCACAAGACUUAUCAACUGCAAAUUCUGUUCUCACAGGAAGUUUCACUGCAGAGCUCAAGUUAAUUUUAGACACUCAGGCCUUUGCAUUCUAGCAGCUACUUCUGCAAAAAUGCUUCAUUAUUAUGCAAAACAUAUCAAAGAAGUUGGUUUAUAUUUAUCACCUUAAGCAAUACAAAUACAAUUGUUUAGUGAAAAGAGAAACAGACAAAACUAAUUUAAUAAUUAAUUCCUUUUUUUACAACAGUACAAAAUGAACAUCCUCAAAACAGUUUAUAUUGCCUUUAAUUGUGCAAUUGGAAAAUUAUCAAGCUAGGGGAAUAUUUUUGUGUGCACAUAGCACAAAAAUAAUGUUUUUAUUUAAGUUUCUUCUCCUCAUUCUCAGUAUAUUGUGCAUGUUUACAGGCACUGUGUACUGAUAUAUACUCUGAAUUCAGCUUGUUUGAAAUGUAGCGUAGCAUCACAGGUAAUAUAGCAGCUCGAUAUUCAGCUUUUAUACGUAGCUGAUAUUAACAGGUGGAGUUUAGUGGAAUUCAUCACCUGUCAAUCAGUUUCCAUUCAGUUUCCAGUCCUCCAUUGGCCGCACCCAUACAUACAUCCUCUUUUUCCACUAAUUCUCUGCACAAAGUCAAAAAGCACAAGACUUCAUGCUUACAGGAAUUUUCGCUGCAGAGCUCAAGUAAUUUUAAACACUCAGGCCUUUGCAUUUUUAGCAGCUUCAUCUACUUCUGCAAAAAUGCUUUAUUCGUAUGCAAAACGUAUCACACUAGGGAAAAAGUUUGGGUAAUUUAUUUCACCUUAAGCAAUACAAAUACAAUUGUUUAAUGAAGAAAAAAAGAGACAAAAAUGAUUUUAAAAAAAUCCUCAAAACAGAUCAUAUUGCCUUCAGUGGUGCAAUCGGACUAUUAUCAAGCUAGGAGAAUACUUUUGUAUGUACAGAAAAAAUGACUUAAUUGUACAAUUUCUUCUCCUCAGUGUCAGUAUAUUGUGCAUGCUCACAGGCACUGUGUACUGAUAUAUACCCUAGAUUCGGCUUACAUGGUUUGAAACAAAGCGGAGCAUCACAUGUAAUCCAUCAGCUCAAUAUUCAGCUUUCUCCUGAACGCGCACAAUAUACUGACACUGUGGAGAAGUGUUCUUUAUAACGAGUCGGGACCGUUGCUGUUUAUGAAGGAUGAGCAAGAGCUCAGAUUUCAUCUAAAUACCUUAAAUUGUGUUUCGAAGGAAAACAAAGGGCUUAGAGGUUUGGAACAAAGUGAGGGUGAGUAAUUAAUAACGGAAGUGUCAUCAACUAACACUUUAAAUACAUAUGCUUUUUUGUUAACCAAUAGCCAAAAGUUAUUCAGGCACGAUCUAAGACUUCUUUUCAGAGUUUGCAAAUUGAAAUUGCACCUAAGUUGUUUGUGUUUUAGGUUGCAUUUACACAAUUGUUUCCCAACCCUGUUCCUGGAGGCACACCAACAGUACAUAUUUUGGAUGUCUCCCUUAAAUAACCCAUUGAUUUCAGGUUUUGGAGUCUCUUCUAGUGUUCUAAUGAGUUGAUUCAGGUGUGUUUGAUUAGGAGAGGUUAAAAAUGUUUACUGUUGGUUAAAAAUGUUUACUGUUGGUGCGCUUUUAGGAACAGUGUUGGGAAACACAGAUUUACACAAAAAUUAAUAUAAGUUUCACAUUCAGAUGACAAUACUGUCAAAUGUUUGUAUAAUGUGUCCUGUUUUUUAUAAUCGUGUUUUUAAAGUUAUAUUGACUAUUUAUUUUUACAGUGUUUGUUUUAGGCUCCUAAGGCCUUGUCAAGCAAAAUUGCAUAAUCUUUUCCUUUUUAUUUUUAGUUGCAAACGGUAUUGUGUAAACACUCCCUUAUUUAAGGAAAAUAAGACGCGAAUACUAUUUCAUGUUAACUUCAAACGAUUUGUCAUGUUUAUAUAUUCCUGAGAUUUGAAAACUUAGCACUUAGCAUAGUUGCCAUCGGCAGUUCACUAUGCAUUAUGUUAUUGUAUGUAUUUUUGCAUCAUGGCACUGUUACGUGUUCAAAGCUACAAUGCUUUUUAUCCCACUGUUCACUCCCGAAACGCAUAAAGGUCUAAAAACUAUUUUUAAUGAACUAAUCUUGAGAAUUGUAACAGCAUUCAGCCAAUUCAAAGCUUUGGUUUGAUGCACUGCACUCUACAAUGAAUUUUAAUGCUCCAACAUGCCUACUAUAUAAAUACAAUAUCAUUUUUGUCGCCAGUUUAAUCCUACGUAAUCUUUCAUUUCAGGAAACAUUUCCGCUUGUGAAAUCUCAGUCAUACAAUUGAAAAUGACUUCGUAUAUAUUAAUUGAACACUAAUGCACAUACGUUAAAAGGGAUUUGAAUUGAUUGUAAAUUGUUUUUAAAUAUAUAUUUUUAGCUCUCAGGUGGAGGUAAACUCACUUAAAUGAUCCUGCUGAAUGUAUAAAUGUAUUAUAAAUGUAUUUGGCACUGAUUUUGGCACAAAAUGAGAAAGUGCCAGCAUUUAAGUACAUUUCCAAAUAUGUUUCAGUGAGUUAUUCGCUGUAGAAGUUGAAUGUUAACCCUGUGGAAAAACCUUUCAAAUGACACGCAUAGCCAUUUAUUUAGCACUAUUUUUUUCCUUAUUCUUUCAUAUAAAAGAGAAAUUAUAAAAAAUAUAUUUUAAGCCUAAAAAGAUCAGACAUUAUAUGAAACAACCAGGCAGUUAUUAUCUUGCAUGCACAAAAUGUUAACCAUAAAAGCAGUUGCUUGCAGAAAAGAAUGAAUUUUGCAAGAGUCAGCCUCCACAUGUUGCCUUAUUUUAUGCUUGAAUCUAUGAGAGAAGACUGUGUUGAUUUUUUGGACAGUAAAUUUGCAAAUACAUACACGCAUGUAUAUAAAAACAGUACAUUCGGUUGUUAUAAAUGACACAUAGAAACCUAGAUCAUUUAUACAACAGUUUAAUUUUGUAAGGGUCGACUGAGCCUAAAAAAAAUCCUGAUCUAAUUUAGUUUAAUUGUGAGUAGAGUAAUAUUUUCUUAUGUCUUUGUUUCUUCAACAGUCUUGUUUCAUGCAUAAUAAAUCUGCAUGCAUCAUUUAUGUUAAGCAAUUUUUAAAAUCAGGCAAUGGAAAAUAGGUUUUUGUAACCGGAUUUAAAGACAAUUGUGUGAAAUAAUACUUUCAUUUGAGCGUAUGACGGAACAUAAAUCCCAAGGAUGAUUAUAUUAUCACUUGAUUUCAGUUUACCAAACUUAAAACCACUAUAAUCAGCCUUUGCUAUAUUAUAAAGAUACACUAAAGAAUGCUAUAUUUUUGUUGACAUGAUGCUAUUUUUAUUUAAUGUCUUUACUUUUGUUGGGUGAAUUCAAGUCAGUUGAGGUGCUGAAAUCAAACUUGUGCUGUUGACCUAUGUAAGUUGACUGAAAACAUCUUGUGUAAUGUAUCCUUAUUGUGUUCUGCUUUUCCAUAACCAACAUUACUUGUCAAAUCACAUAGCAAAACCAUUAAAACACUUGCUCAGAUUGUU